This is a messenger RNA of Homo sapiens (human), 5042 nucleotides long. It is a transcript of the gene IRF5, whose product is annotated as interferon regulatory factor 5. Lineage: Eukaryota; Metazoa; Chordata; Mammalia; Primates; Hominidae. Gene Ontology annotation, biological process: regulation of DNA-templated transcription; cytokine-mediated signaling pathway; positive regulation of transcription by RNA polymerase II. The record is from RefSeq and is a predicted model, not a curated record. Gene Ontology annotation, molecular function: DNA-binding transcription factor activity; transcription cis-regulatory region binding; DNA-binding transcription factor activity, RNA polymerase II-specific. The transcript has 9 exons. Gene Ontology annotation, cellular component: nucleus; cytoplasm. Bases 2278 to 3822 code for a protein of 514 amino acids.
AGAACCAGAGAGGGCUCGGCUGUAUCGAUGUAGGAAACUGUAGCCCCUCAGGAGGCCCUCUGGCAAGACCUCCCCUUCCUGCCCCCACCCCCAGUAGUUAUGGGGCCUGGGGUGCUGGGGCUGAGGGGUUCCAAGAGUCAAGGGAAGCACUGGGAAAUCACCCCUUUUUAUCUAAAGGCCCUACUUUGGGGUUUUUCCCCUGUACCCUGGUCUUCCCCUACCCUGACCCUGGGAGGAAGCUGAAAGAAGCUUCUUUCUGGGCACCUUUUGCCCCAGAGCCUCAGCCUGUCUGGACCAGGUGGGCAGCAGGGCCCAGGGUGUGGGCAGCUGACCCGGAGGGGUGGGAUUUGGGGGUCAGGGCCUGUACAGGGAACCCCUUGUCCUCUCCCUGAGCUGGGUGUGGGUUUGCAAGGAGACAUGUGACCCAGACCAACCCUGGGAGCAGCAGGGCGCCUGCUGUCUGGCCACUCUUACUAGGACUGCUGUGGCACUUCCUCCCCUAGUGGGUCCCUGGUGCCCAUGAAUUGCAGCUCCUGGGUGGUGGUGGGGGCACUGUCUCCUGGGACUCCAGCAUGGCCCUGGGGUGAGCUGUGGGCUUACCCCACCUCAGCAGGUCCUCUAGGGCUGCCCACUGGAUGCUUCGCUGCCUCACACAAUUGUAGGGACUUCCUCAGGCUGUUGGAUUUCCCCACCUUCCGGGGCUCAGGUCCAUUGACUUAGGUCUAGGGCUCCAUACAUUUCACCCAGAGACUCCGGAGCCUGGCAGGCAGACCUGUUCUGACACCGAACUUCCAAAGUCAUGGGCCUUGAUUGGGGUGGUCUGAAUUAGACCUAGCCCUUUUCUGGGCAGAAGGGAGCUUCUAGGAGGAUGGAUGCUGUUCGGGUUAGAGCUCGUGUGGACCUAGCUGCAGGCAAAAGCCUUGAGGCUGAGUCCCUUCUGUGGCAUGGUGGACAGACUCUCGCUCAUCACAGCCGGGCUUGUCACGGGAGCUCCUCCUCCACACCCCUCCCUAAGCUGCCUGUAUGGACGCGGCCCUCUGACACUGAGGUCGGAGUUAUCAUUUCAAAACCUUGCUCUGUAUUAAACAGCCGUGUUGGGCAGGGCCAGACUGCUGGACUGACAGUAGGGGGCAGGCAGCCGGACCCUCUGAGCUCCCCAACGGCACCAGCGCCUGCACGGCCUCAGCCCAGGGGGUCAUUAGGGAAGCUCUCCCCGAUUCUGUGCAGACAGAGCUUCCUCUGUCCACCCUUGCUCGGCCAGAAUUGUGUGCCGCUGGUGACUGGCACCCCUCUAUUCUAGGGCCAAGGCCUCUCAGGGGUCUACAGAUACAACUAUGGGUGGGUGCACACCCAUGUUAUAAACCACACUAAAUGCACAAAAACUGUCUGCAAGUUUGGGGUGCGGGGAACAGCUCUGGGUGGGAGGUUGGAAAUUUGGUCUGGGGGACCCACUCGGCUCCCUCCCUCAGCCCACAGUGAGUCUGGUUUCUGAGUUGUCCCGGUCUAGCCACUUUCGUUUCCCCUGGGGCCGGGUGGAGGCUGGGGCAGAAAGCGGAACUGAGCCCGCGUGUUCUGAGGCCAGGGCAGGGCUGGAGCGUUCUGAACACCUCCCCGUCCCAGCCCCUGGGCCAGGCAAGGGCCGGCCUUACCUCUCCUGGGUUGGUGGCAGCAGAGCUGGGCUCUGAGGGAGGCCUGCAAUGUGAGACAGUAGCAGCUCAGAGGCGGCACUAGGCAGGUGCAACCCCAAAAGGUACUGGGCAGGGAAUUUCAGGGGAAACUGAGGCUCCAUGCUGCAAGGCCAAAGCAGGCCCAGACACAGGGAGUUCAGCUCGAACGUUUGCUCCUUACUUGCUGACCGACACAUUCACUUCUGAUGGGCUGUGCUGUGUAAUGACCCAGUCCUUUCUGUCUUCCACCCAGGGGUCUCAAGUGAAGGGCCAAGGGCAUGGGUAAGGGGAGGAGAGGGACAGAAGGGGACUCAGGACUGUGGAGAGUUUCCGGUUCUGGGCUGGAGAGGGAGUUGGGCAGGUGAAGGGGAGGAGGCAGGGUCCCUCUGGCCUGACUCCAGGGAGGCAGUGAAGCUGUGGCCUGGGAGGCGGGGCUCGUGCCCCUGGGUAGGUAGCAGUUAGAGCUGUGGCUUCUGUUUCCUGUAGCCUUCCUAACAGGCUCCGGCAGGCGUUAGGGCCUUCCUAAGUGCUACCCGAAUGCGUGUCCAGUGGGAGGAGAAGGGGGAGGACCAAGAACCUAGAUGAAUGGCCCUAGAGAGACCCCUCUGCCAUGAACCAGUCCAUCCCAGUGGCUCCCACCCCACCCCGCCGCGUGCGGCUGAAGCCCUGGCUGGUGGCCCAGGUGAACAGCUGCCAGUACCCAGGGCUUCAAUGGGUCAACGGGGAAAAGAAAUUAUUCUGCAUCCCCUGGAGGCAUGCCACAAGGCAUGGUCCCAGCCAGGACGGAGAUAACACCAUCUUCAAGGCCUGGGCCAAGGAGACAGGGAAAUACACCGAAGGCGUGGAUGAAGCCGAUCCGGCCAAGUGGAAGGCCAACCUGCGCUGUGCCCUUAACAAGAGCCGGGACUUCCGCCUCAUCUACGACGGGCCCCGGGACAUGCCACCUCAGCCCUACAAGAUCUACGAGGUCUGCUCCAAUGGCCCUGCUCCCACAGACUCCCAGCCCCCUGAGGAUUACUCUUUUGGUGCAGGAGAGGAGGAGGAAGAAGAGGAAGAGCUGCAGAGGAUGUUGCCAAGCCUGAGCCUCACAGAUGCAGUGCAGUCUGGCCCCCACAUGACACCCUAUUCUUUACUCAAAGAGGAUGUCAAGUGGCCGCCCACUCUGCAGCCGCCCACUCUGCGGCCGCCUACUCUGCAGCCGCCCACUCUGCAGCCGCCCGUGGUGCUGGGUCCCCCUGCUCCAGACCCCAGCCCCCUGGCUCCUCCCCCUGGCAACCCUGCUGGCUUCAGGGAGCUUCUCUCUGAGGUCCUGGAGCCUGGGCCCCUGCCUGCCAGCCUGCCCCCUGCAGGCGAACAGCUCCUGCCAGACCUGCUGAUCAGCCCCCACAUGCUGCCUCUGACCGACCUGGAGAUCAAGUUUCAGUACCGGGGGCGGCCACCCCGGGCCCUCACCAUCAGCAACCCCCAUGGCUGCCGGCUCUUCUACAGCCAGCUGGAGGCCACCCAGGAGCAGGUGGAACUCUUCGGCCCCAUAAGCCUGGAGCAAGUGCGCUUCCCCAGCCCUGAGGACAUCCCCAGUGACAAGCAGCGCUUCUACACGAACCAGCUGCUGGAUGUCCUGGACCGCGGGCUCAUCCUCCAGCUACAGGGCCAGGACCUUUAUGCCAUCCGCCUGUGUCAGUGCAAGGUGUUCUGGAGCGGGCCUUGUGCCUCAGCCCAUGACUCAUGCCCCAACCCCAUCCAGCGGGAGGUCAAGACCAAGCUUUUCAGCCUGGAGCAUUUUCUCAAUGAGCUCAUCCUGUUCCAAAAGGGCCAGACCAACACCCCACCACCCUUCGAGAUCUUCUUCUGCUUUGGGGAAGAAUGGCCUGACCGCAAACCCCGAGAGAAGAAGCUCAUUACUGUACAGGUGGUGCCUGUAGCAGCUCGACUGCUGCUGGAGAUGUUCUCAGGGGAGCUAUCUUGGUCAGCUGAUAGUAUCCGGCUACAGAUCUCAAACCCAGACCUCAAAGACCGCAUGGUGGAGCAAUUCAAGGAGCUCCAUCACAUCUGGCAGUCCCAGCAGCGGUUGCAGCCUGUGGCCCAGGCCCCUCCUGGAGCAGGCCUUGGUGUUGGCCAGGGGCCCUGGCCUAUGCACCCAGCUGGCAUGCAAUAACAAGGCUGCAGACGGUGACUGGCCCUGGCUUCCUGGGUGGCGGUGCGGACUGAUGUGGAGAUGUGACAGCCCCGAUGAGCACCUGGCUGGCUGCAGGGUCCUACCUCUGGGUUUCCUGGAAGUGGAUUUGGGCCAAGAAGGAGAGGGAGAAAGGCCCGAGCCCCUGCCUUCCCGGGCCUUUCUCUCCUGGGCUGUCUCUGGUCUGGUCAGCCUGGCUCUCGGGAAAUUCAGCCAUGAGCAGGGAAAGAACUCUCCCAACCCUGGGGCCUAGCUGUAUAGGAGGAAUUGCCUAAGGGUGGCCCACUCUUGUGAUUGCCCCAUUUCCUCUGGCAACAAAAGCCAGAGUGUUGUGGGCCAAGUCCCCCCACAGGGCCUCUGCAGGGCAUGGCCCUGAUUUCCCUGGUUUGAGACUCACUUCCUCAUCUCCCUGUCCUCUGAGAUAAUAUGAGUGAGCACUUAGGUAUCAUAUCAGAUGCUCAAGGCUGGCAGCUACCCCCUUCUUGAGAGUCCAAGAACCUGGAGCAGAAAUAAUUUUUAUGUAUUUUUGGAUUAAUGAAUGUUAAAAACAGACUCAGCUGUUUCUUUCCUUUUACUACUACCAGUUGCUCCCAUGCUGCUCCACCAGGCCCUGUUUCGGAUGCCAACUGGCCCACUCCCCAAGCACUUGCCCCCAGCUUGCGACCAUUGGCACUGGGAGGGCCUGGCUUCUGGGCUGAUGGGUCAGUUGGGCCUUCAUAAACACUCACCUGGCUGGCUUUGCCUUCCAGGAGGAAGCUGGCUGAAGCAAGGGUGUGGAAUUUUAAAUGUGUGCACAGUCUGGAAAACUGUCAGAAUCAGUUUUCCCAUAAAAGGGUGGGCUAGCAUUGCAGCUGCAUUUGGGACCAUUCAAAUCUGUCACUCUCUUGUGUAUAUUCCUGUGCUAUUAAAUAUAUCAGGGCAGUGCAUGUAAAUCAUCCUGAUAUAUUUAAUAUAUUUAUUAUAUUGUCCCCCGAGGUGGGGACAGUGAGUGAGUUCUCUUAGUCCCCCCAGAGCUGGUUGUUAAAGAGCCUGGCACCUACCCGCUCUCACUUCAUCUGUGUCAUCUCUGCACACUCCAGCCCACUUUCUGCCUUCAGCCAUUGAGUGGAAGCUGCCCCAGGCCCUUACCAGGUGCAGAUGCCCAAUCUUGAUGCCCAGCCAUCAGAACUGUGAGCCAAAUAAACCUUUUUCUGUAUAAAUUA